CAGAGAGAGACAGAGAGAGAGAGAGAGACGAGAGGGAAGAGCGAGAGAGAGAGGAAAGAGGGAGAGGGGGAAGAGAACGUGUGUUUCUCAUUAGCUUCAUCAGUCUUCACUUCUUUCUUUUGCGCACGCUUUCAACAUGGACACCUGAUAUGCCACUUUCUAGCAGAUGACACUUUUCCUUCAGCUCUGUUAUGCUAGAAUCUUCUUGUUAGUGUAAAAAGCAGGAGAUCUGAUAAACCAACCAUGGGAAAAGGCUACUACAUCAGCAAACAACUAGCCCUGGCAUCUGUCCUGCUUGCUGCUGUAGGUUUAAUCACAAUAAUCACAUUAUCUAUAGUUUACUCUAAAGAGAAAGCCAAAAAUGAACUCAAGCUCAAUAACAAGACAACUAUAGUUGUGUCCACGACUUCACCACCAUCCAGUGAACCCUGGGACAAAUACAGACUUCCUGACACCUUAUCCCCUCAAUAUUACAAUGUCACGCUGUGGCCUCAGCUCACAAUGGACAGCAAGGGCAUGUACAUUUUCACUGGUGAAUCUGGGGUCGCGUUUACUUGUGUCAGAGAGACAGAUCUGAUCCUGAUUCAUUGCCACAAACUAAACUUGACUCUUUUCGAUGGGUGGCAUGCAAAGCUGAUUGGAAUGCAACACACUAUAGCUCCAGCCAUUAGAAAAACCUGGUUCCAGGAGGAAACCCAGUACUUAGUGAUCCAGCUUGCGGGGACACUAAAGCCGGGAAAGGUCUACUGGCUUUAUACACAGUUCAGAGGAGAACUAGCUGAUGAUCUGGAAGGCUUCUACAGGAGUGAGUACGAGGAGGAUGGUAUCGCAAAAGUGCUCGCUAUCACUCAAAUGCAGGCCACGUCUGCUAGAAAAGCUUUUCCCUGCUUUGACGAGCCAGCCAUGAAAGCCAUAUUUCACAUCACCCUCAUUCAUGAACCAGGCACUGUUGCACUAUCAAACAGUCGAGAUAUAGGUACAGAAAGCAUUCAAAUGAAUGGACAUGAUAUGAUUAGGACUAGAUUUGAACCCACAAAGAGGAUGUCUACGUAUCUUGUUGCUUUCAUUGUCUGUGAAUUUACACACACCAGCAAGCAAAAAGACAGCAUGGAUGUGAUGGUUCGUAUAUGGGCAAGGAAAAACGCCAUUGAAGAAGGUCAAGGAGACUACGCUCUCAACAUCACACAACCAAUACUAGAGUUUUUUGAGAAGUAUUACAAUGCUUCUUAUCCUCUCUCGAAGUCAGACCAGAUUGCACUGCCUGACUUUAAUGCUGGAGCGAUGGAAAACUGGGGACUCAUCACUUACAGAGAAACAGCACUCCUAUUCGAUCCCAAAACCUCUUCCAAUGGCAACAAACAGAGGAUUGCAACUGUUGUGGCUCAUGAGCUUGCUCAUAUGUGGUUUGGAAAUCUUGUGACGCUAAAAUGGUGGAAUGAUCUGUGGCUGAAUGAAGGGUUUGCAUCAUACGUGGAGUACCUUGGAGCUGACUAUGCAGAGCCAACCUGGAACAUUAAAGACCAGAUCAUACUAUAUGACAUUUACCGUGCAUUUGCAGUGGACAGCCUGGUGUCCUCCCACCCUUUGUCCUGCAAAGAAGAAGACGUUAAUACACCAUCGGAAAUCACCCAAAUGUUCAACACCAUCUCUUACAGCAAGGGUGCUGCGGUGCUGAGGAUGCUCUCUCAGUUUCUCACUGAGCCUGUCUUUGCCAAAGGACUUAGUACAUAUCUGAAUGAGUUUGCUUUUAUGAGCUCUACAUAUACUGACCUUUGGGAUCAUCUUCAGAUGGCAGUUGAUAAAACGCCACAAGUAAAAUUGCCACACAGCAUCCAUGACAUCAUGAACCGCUGGAUUCUCCAAAUGGGUUUUCCAGUUGUCACAAUUGACACCCAAACUGGGAAUGUGAGCCAGAAGCACUUUCUGCUGGAGCCAAACGCCGUGGUACAGCGACCAUCGGAAUUCAAUUAUGAAUGGUUUAUUCCAAUCAAAUGGAUGAAGAGUGGUGCAGAACAGGAGCAGAUCUGGCUUCUUCAAAAAUCAGCUAUGCACAAACCACUAAAAGCCAGAAACGAUGAAUGGGUUUUGGCCAAUCUAAACGUUUCAGGGUACUACAGAGUCAAUUAUGAUGCUGCAAACUGGGAACGACUCCUUGACCAGCUGACAACCGACCACCAGAAAAUACCAGUGAUUAAUAGAGCACAGAUUCUGGAUGAUGCCUUUACUCUGGCAAGGGCAUCUAUCAUAAACAUAACUCUUGCUCUAAGAACGACUAAAUAUCUGUCUAUGGAAAGAGCAUACAUUCCGUGGGAAGCGGCGUUUCGAAGCCUCAGCUCGUUAUUUGCCGUGUUUGAUCGCAAUGAGGUUUAUGGCCCGAUGCAGGCCUACUUGCGAAAACAAGUCAAGCCUCUCUUUGAUCAUUUUACUUCAGUAACUGCAAACUGGACGAGGGUUCCUGAAGGCCACACUGAUCAAUUCACAAAUAUCAUUGCAAUGUCGCUGGCUUGCAGUACAGGAGUACAGGGAUGCCUUGAUCUCACCAAGCUCUGGUUUAGACAGUGGAUGCAGGACCCUGAACACAAUAGGAUUCACCCGAACCUGAGAUCGACGGUGUACUGCAAAGCUAUCGCUGCAGGAGGAGUGGAGGAAUGGGACUUCUGCUGGAAGAUGUUUAAAGCAACAGUAGCAGCUGAAGCGGUCAAACUGAGGUCAGCUUUAUCCUGCACCAAACAACCAUGGCUGCUUAACAGGUUCCUCGAAUACACUCUGGAUCCUGAAAUGAUUCGUAAACAGGACGCAACUUCGACAAUAGGAUCAAUUGCCAGCAAUGUGGUCGGCCAGCCUCUGGCAUGGGACUUCGUCAGAGCACGAUGGGAGUAUCUUUUUAAAGUGUAUGGAUCUAGAUCAUUCAGCUUCUCCAGGCUGAUAAGUGACGUCACUGCCAGAUUCUGCACACCUUUCGAGCUACAGCAGUUAAAGCAGUUCCAAAAGGACAACGCAGAGGUAGGCUUUGGCUCAGCUUCACAGGCUCUGCAGCAGGCGAUGGAGAAGACAACGGCCAGGAUCAAAUGGCUGGCUGAGAAUAAGGAUCAAGUUCUGAACUGGUUCCUCUCUGAGACAGCGUAAACUGCACAGCACCUCAACAGGCUUACAAACUCCAUUCAGGACAGUUACAGGAGAGGAAUCAAUGGGCCGACAUUUUGGAGAGAACUUAUAGACAUACCAGCAUAUUAACAGCAAUUCCUAAUAAACUUUAAUUGUUUUUCUAUUAGUAAGUGUGGCUGGUAUCAGUGGACUAGCAAGGCUAUGCCUUAUAUUUUUAACAAUAAAAACAUCAAUGCAAGAUUGUAUUUUUCCCCACAUUAAAUAGAGCAUUACAAACCUGAAAAUGUUAAAAACAAGAAAAAAUAAAAAUGCUACUACUACUACAACUAUUAUUAUAAUAAUAAUUGCAUAUAGUUGAUUUGGGUACAAAGUAUGCUGUCUUUACUGCUUGUGCAUUAGAGUUCUCAUUAAUAUAAUACUGAAGUUUGAAAUAUUAAGAAACAAACAACUUUUUAUGUAUAUAAAUAUAUAUAGUUAUUUAGUUAUAUAGUUAUAUAGUUAUGAAGAAAUAUUGUGUUUUUCCAUUUUGUUAGAUUUUAAAACUCAAAUGGUAUUAAUUAGGAUUAUAUAUUAUCAUUCCUGACAAUUUAAAUCCCACUGGAGUUGAAACUGCUUACAGUCUUUGCAUAAUUCUGCUCGUUUUGACAAGAGUUUAAUCAAAGUAUAAAAAAAUUACUUGUAAUAGAUAAUGUUCAAUGCUUAGAUACAAAAAUUAUAUAAAAACAUAAUCAGAAUGCAUUUUUGAAUAUGGGUGUGUAAAAAAACCCAGACUUGUUGUAUUUCUGUUUUAAAGAAUAUUUUACAGCUUUUACACAAAUCCUUUAGAGUCUAUCAAAGAUGGGAAUUACAUCCAGUUACUUUGGCACCGUAAUUAACUCUGUUUUUUUAAGUUAUUAGCAUAAUUAGCAGAGCGUUGAUAGAAAUAUUAGUGAGAUAUAUUAGCUUAUUAUCUGGCAGCUGCAAAGAAAUCUAAAUUCUUAACUCAAGAUUGUAUCAGUUUUGAGAAUAAGAUCUAAAACCCAUUUUUUACUCUGUACACUUUAUUUGUAUUAGCAUUCAACUAGUUUACAGGGUCAGAGUUAUCCCACUAUAUAGCUUGAGAUUAACACUUGAGAUAUUAGGAAUAAAGCUAUUGUUAGUUAGCCUUAGCAUUUUUUGGGAAAGCACUAUUAUACCAACAGAAUCUAUAAUGACUUAUGUGUGAUUUGUGGCAGAUGUAUUUUCCUUACUAAAAUAAAUGCUAAAAUAUUUUCUAAGUAAA
Messenger RNA from Silurus meridionalis, 4366 nucleotides. Its product is annotated as aminopeptidase N-like. The record is from RefSeq and is a predicted model, not a curated record. NCBI's taxonomy places the organism in Eukaryota, Metazoa, Chordata, Actinopteri, Siluriformes, Siluridae. Gene Ontology annotation, molecular function: zinc ion binding; peptide binding; metalloaminopeptidase activity. Gene Ontology annotation, cellular component: cytoplasm. Gene Ontology annotation, biological process: peptide catabolic process; proteolysis.